Molecule: messenger RNA, 738 nt
Organism: Ilex paraguariensis (yerba mate)
Lineage: Eukaryota; Viridiplantae; Streptophyta; Magnoliopsida; Aquifoliales; Aquifoliaceae
Source: the annotation of a GenBank genome assembly
AUGGCUUUCAUGGCGGUGUUGGAAUCAGAUCUACGCGCUCUCUCCACCGAAGCUCGACGGAGAUACCCUGCUGUCAAAGACGGAGCGGAACACGCAAUAUUGAAGCUUCGUUCGUUGUCAAGUCCUAGUGAAAUUGCACAUCAUGAGGAUAUAGUACGGAUCUUUCUGAUGGCUUGUGAGGUUAAGACUGUGAAAUUGAGUGUAAUUGGAUUAUCGUGUUUGCAAAAGCUCAUUUCUCAUGAUGCCGUUGCUCCGUCAGCUUUAAAGGAGAUACUUGCUACGCUGAAAGAUGACAUGAAGAUGGCACUAGGAUUUUACAUAAUGAUCUCAGUUGAAAGUGGAAUCUUGGAGGGUUUACUCACUAAGAUCUGUGUUGUAAAAGUCAUGCCUAGGCCUUUGCCUAGGCUUAAGCAUGGUGAAAUGGCAGAUGAGAGUGUUCAACUCAAGACCCUACAAACGAUAUUGAUAAUGCUACAGUCUCGUUUACAACCCGAUAAUGAGGUGAUCAAUGAUAUAUUAGGAGUUAAUCUCAAUGUUGGGUCCUUGGAUAAAGAAGGUGAGAGUGGGGAGGAGGAAUUGAUGGGACUAGAUCCAGUAAAUUGUUUUCCUCUAGCAAUGAUUGCUCCUGAAGUUGGGGGCUGCUGGUUAUACAGUUGGGAGAUCAGUUUCAAUGUGGUGGUGUCAUGCCCCAAUAAUGUAGACUUUAUGAAGCUACUUGAGGAUAUUGAAUACAAUUGA